UCUAGGCACUUCCAGGGGCUCGUACCCCUUCACCCACUCAAUGAACCCUCACCUACAUCCACGCCUGUACCACGGCUGCUACGGGGACAUCAUGACCAUGAAGACCUCUGGGGCCACUUGUGAUGCAAACAGUGUGAUGAACUGCGGGAUCCGUGGUUCUGAAAUGUUUGCUGAGAUGGAUCUGAGGGCCAUAAAACCCUACCAGACUCUGAUCAAAGAAGUCGGGCAGAGACACUGCGUGGACCCUGCUGUCAUUGCAGCCAUCAUCUCCAGGGAAAGUCAUGGCGGAUCUGUCCUGCAAGAUGGCUGGGACCACAGGGGGCUUAAAUUUGGCUUGAUGCAGCUUGAUAAACAAGCAUACCACCCUGUUGGUGCCUGGGACAGCAAAGAGCAUCUUUCACAGGCUACUGGGAUUCUAACAGAGAGAAUUAAGGCAAUCCAGAAAAAAUUCCCCACGUGGAGUGCUGCUCAGCACCUCAGAGGUGGUCUCUCAGCUUUCAAGUCAGGAAUUGAAGCGAUUGCCACCCCAGCGGACAUAGACAAUGACUUCGUCAAUGAUAUCAUUGCCCGAGCUAAGUUCUAUAAAAGACAAAGCUUCUAGGCAAAGUUCUGUGGGUGGGCCAGGCUGGCACAGUGCUCAGAUGGCCGCCUUUGAGAGUUUUAUGUGAAUGUGCUGUAUUCAACACUGGCAAAGAAAUGAUUAAAAUCAUGAAAGAAAA
This is a messenger RNA of Mandrillus leucophaeus (drill), 719 nucleotides long. RefSeq names its product lysozyme G-like 2 (gene LYG2). Gene Ontology annotation, molecular function: lysozyme activity. Gene Ontology annotation, biological process: peptidoglycan catabolic process; defense response to Gram-positive bacterium. The coding region runs from base 41 to 601 and encodes 186 amino acids. NCBI's taxonomy places the organism in Eukaryota, Metazoa, Chordata, Mammalia, Primates, Cercopithecidae. The record is from RefSeq and is a predicted model, not a curated record. Gene Ontology annotation, cellular component: extracellular region. The transcript is spliced from 4 exons.